Molecule: messenger RNA, 1098 nt
Organism: Striga hermonthica
Lineage: Eukaryota; Viridiplantae; Streptophyta; Magnoliopsida; Lamiales; Orobanchaceae
Source: the annotation of a GenBank genome assembly
AUGCACAGGAACUCAACCCCAGCGAACCACUACACUUUCCCCUUCGUGCUCAAGGCGCUGGCGGAUUUCAAGCUGAUGAAAGAGGGAAAAUCGGUGCACGCUCAGGUAAUCAAAUUGGGUUUUCUGAACGAUGUUUAUGUUGGGAACUCGUUGCUGAAUCUGUAUGCUGCCGGUGGGGAUAUGUGUUUGUGCGGGAAAAUGUUUGGUGAAAUGCCCCUGAGAGACGUGGUCUCGUGGACGGUUAUGAUCUCGGGUUUUAACGAAGCUGGUAAAUACGAUGACUCGUUGAUCACGUUCGAGAAGAUGAGAAGCCAUGGCGUGAUGCCCAAUCGGGUAACGGCCGUGAAUGCCUUAGCUGCCUGUGCGGGCCGUGGGGCUCUGGAUAUGGGCAUUUGGGUUCACGAGUACGUGAAAAGUAGCCGUUGGGAGAUGGACUUAAUCUUAGGCACUGCAUUAAUCGACAUGUAUGGAAAAUGUGGGCAGAUAGAAAACGGGCUGCUCGUUUUUCACCAAAUGGCCAAAAAAAACGUGUGCACUUGGAACACGGUUAUUAAAGGGCUAGCUCUAUCCAAGAAUGGGAAAGAAGCUAUGAAGUAUUUUCUCAUGAUGGAGAAUGAAAAGGCCCGGCCCGAUGAGGUGACUCUAAUUGCAGUUCUCAGCGCGUGCGUGCACUCGGGCCUCGUGCACAUGGGCCAGCUAGUUUUUUCUGCAUUGGCUGACGGGAAGUACGGGUUUUCGCCUAACGUGAAGCAUUAUAGCUGCAUGGUGGAUCUUUUGGCGCGCUGCGGGUGUUUGGAUGAGGCUGUUGGGUUGAUUAAAGAGAUGCCAUUUGAGCCGAGUGUGAGUAUUUGGGGUGCUUUGCUUGCGGGGUGUAGAGCUUUGGGGGAGUUUGAUUUGGGUGAAUUUGCGGCUUUAAAGAUGGUGGAGUUGGAGCCUGGGAAUUUCAGUUAUUAUGUUGCGCUAUGUGAUUUGUAUGUGGAAAAUGGAAAAUGGGAUGAUGUAAAGAGGGUUCGGAAGUUGAUGAAAGGGAUGGGGCUCGAAAAGGAUAUAGGCAGCAGCAGCAGCAGCCUCACGGUCGAGCUUAAGAAUUCGCUUUAA